This is a messenger RNA of Aspergillus puulaauensis, 657 nucleotides long. RefSeq names its product glutathione S-transferase family protein. The record is from RefSeq and is a predicted model, not a curated record. The coding region runs from base 1 to 657 and encodes 218 amino acids. Lineage: Eukaryota; Fungi; Ascomycota; Eurotiomycetes; Eurotiales; Aspergillaceae. The transcript has a single exon.
AUGACAGAUAUCAAACUCUUUUUCUGGCCAGGAUCCUGCUCCAUAGCACCACAUAUCCUCCUGCAUGAAGCUGGCCUCGAUUUUACACCCUUGAAGGUCGAGGCUAGGGGGAAUGAAAUGGUAUUCCCGCAAGACUACCGCGAUGUGAACCCCAAGAUGCGGGUGCCAGUUAUACUUGUCGGUGAUGAAGUCAUCACCGAAUUCCCUGCCGUCUGCACCAUCAUAUCUCAGCUCUCCAAAGAGAAGAAGCUCAUGGGGCAAACACCACUUGAGACUGUCCGAGUAUACGAGUGGCUGAAUUACCUCUCGGGAACCGUCCACGCAAGUGCAUUCGGGCACCUGUUUCGCCCUUGGCGAUGGACAACGUCGGACGACCCUGAAAUCCACAACGGAAUUAAGGAGAAGGCCAAAGAGAACGCCAUUGGGUGUUUUGAAUACAUAGAGAGCCGGUUGAGAGAUGAAGUGGCGUUUGCAGUGGGCCAUGACCUUACUGCAGUUGAUGGCCUUUUGUAUGCCAUGUAUCGGUGGGCCAAGUCCAGUGGCCUUGUCUUGACGUCGUAUUCAAAGUAUACACGGCUCGUGGAGAAUAUUGAGAAGAGGGAGACAGUGAAGGCUACGCUCGAGAAGGAAGGAUUGGACAGCAUUUUGUCUCUAUAA